Messenger RNA from Cuscuta campestris, 1373 nucleotides. Lineage: Eukaryota; Viridiplantae; Streptophyta; Magnoliopsida; Solanales; Convolvulaceae. The record is from the annotation of a GenBank genome assembly.
ACAACCGAUGAAUCAAUUAUCCCGCGACAUCCCUAGUUCAUCAGCCCCUUUGGGCUAUGGCUGAGUAAGCUACUAGUCCAAUUCCAUUAGACCAAUUGGCCCUACAACCGAUGAAUCAAUUAUCCCGCGACCUCCCUAGUUCAUCAGCCCCUUUGGGCUUUGGCUACGCAGCUUCCUGAUUCGUCUCUCUCAACUGGCACCUCGCCUCAGCUUUAAUCCACGCACCUCCAGCGCUCCUUCAACAGUCAAAAUAAAACAAUAGGAGACAGUAAAAGCCUGCCAAUUAAAGGAUGAUUUUGGCUAUUUCUUGGAUUCCCAAAGGUGCAUCAAAGGCUGUUCCAGAGGCAGCUGAUCCUUUGUUCAACCCCUUGACAUUCGGAUGCCUAGUUAAAUUGAGCAGCAAUGAUGAAAUCCAAACUACCCUAUAUUUUUGCAUAGAAAUUUAAAUGUGCUAUUUGGGUUAGGAUGUCAUGAAAGGAAUUCUGCUCGCCUCUAACCCCCUUAGGAGUUGAUACGUGAUCUCACUUGUGAUUUUCGGCAUUUGGAAAUUUAUAUAUUUUUGGUUCAGAGCUCAACUAUUGCCCUUUAAGUUAUCAAAAGAAAGUUGGAAACAGCCUUUCAAUUUAUCCAAUUUCUGGUUUGUUGAAGUAACUAUUGAGACAUGGGAGAAGUUUUUUCAAUUCAAUGGAGAGAUGUCGAUGAAGACGAUGGGGAUAUGGGAAGUGAUGCAUCUGAAGAAGAGGAUGAAGUUGCCCAUGUGUUAGCAGCUGCUGAUGCACUUGGCAUGACAUUGAAGGACACAAAAGCUGAAUUUGACGGCAUAGCAGAUGCACUAAAAGAACUGGACAUGGAUAAUUAUGAUGACGAAGAUGAUGGUUUUUGAUUCCCCGAUAAUCUUGAUAAUAUUUUCUAAAUGGCAAUAUCGUGUUUGGAGACCUUAAUCAGACUUUGCACUGCAAAUAUUCUUCUUUUAUUUUCUCUCUUUAUUCUUUCUCCUGAGAAUCUAGGUAUUGAACUCUUUGGAUCGGGUAUCGAGAACUUGUAUUAUCCAAGUAACGACAUGGACUCAUAUUUGAAAGAUGAUGAUGAGGAUUCAGAAGAGCAGGAGGCUUUGAUCAUAAAGCCUGAUGAUACUGUCAUAGUAUGUGCCCAAAAUAAGAAAGGUGUUAAUUCGUUGGAGGUCUGGAUACUGGAGGUCGUGGAUGGCAAGUUUAACAUGUAUCCUCACCAUUACAUCAUUAUCCCAUCUCUUCCUUUGUGCACUGCAUGGGAGGUAACUUCAUUGCUGUUGGCUCUAUGCAGGAACCAACCAUUGAGAUAUGGGAUCUUGAUAUUAUGGAUGAGGUGCAACCAUCCACUAUACUUGGUGGCAA